AUGCAAUUUGACCAUACUGCUGCGGAACGAGCGAAGAAGCUGUACGAGCUAUGUGAUAUAGCUAAUCGUGGAUACGUCACUAGGAGUGAUCUAAGCAGACUUAAGGAGUAUUUAGAAUGCGAUGAUGAGCUUCUGGAUACAAUAUUCUCCAGCAUGGAUGUGGCGGGCGCAGGAUUUGUUCCGGUAGACUCAUUCGUCAGCAAAAUCGAUCAGCGACUGCUACCUAUUGAGCAGGCGACGAUGUUCUCACCCGAAGUGCUAUGCGAAGAGGACUCAGACGAUGAGCAACUGAACCAAUCGCUGCAAGCGGCCGGGGCGGAGAUACUAGCAAAUGAAUAUGGUCAGGUAUCAUGGAUAUGGAAACAGCUGAGACGCCGACGAAAUUCACUCCUUCCAGAAUAUGAAAAGGUUCUGUCAAAUAUUGUGCGGGAAAUGAAAGUUAUGCAGGAAGAACACAAAAAUAUGGAGAAUAUAAUUCAACAGAAACUCUCAGAGCAAGAGGUACAAAUGAGUGGCUUAGCUGAUGAAUUGGAACAACAAUUCAAGGAUGAGAAAGAUCGGCUUCUUGUAAAGGAGCAGGAAGAGGAACGUAAACUGAAAGAGGAACUGCUGAAGGAGUCACAAGUACAUGACCGGCUCCUGGUUGAGUUAACCACAAAAUAUGAUCAGGCCCGCGUUCAGCUGGAUGAGUUCAAUGCUGCUCGAGUAUCAGCAGUGAAGGAGAAGGAACAGCUUGCCCAAGAAAAUGACGAACUGAAAAAGCGCCUAACGAAGGACAGAAGUAUACUGAAUGAGUGCAAAGAAUACAUAGAAACGCUAAGGAAACGAGCAAAAGAAGACAAGAAAAAUAGAGCCAAGGCAGCAAUUGAAAUGUCAGAGAAUAUCGCAUUGGAGAGAGAGAACUUAGUCAGACAAAUGGACGCCUUGAGAGACAUCAAUAAAAAGCUUAUUGAAGAUCGGGAGAAGCGAAGCUUUUGUUAUCCGCUUGACCGCGUCCGAUAUGAAAAACGUGGAGACAAAUUACUUAUGUCUGAAACUCCUUGUCAUCAUACGGUUACACGGCAGAACCUGGAGGAGGAGGGGCCCUUGGUGAAACCUGUGGACAUCUUAGGCAAUCUCCAGACUAGCUGCCUGGAUCCGGGCUUGGAGAAUGGAAAUCCCCUACCUCAGCAGCCGAUCGAUGUUCGCCGAGGAUCCGUUUUGGGCGCUUACUUCAGGACCACCUCCACCAGUCAAGCUUCGGUUGGAAGUGAGUUGACGGAGGUUGAAGAAAUCAAUCAAGACGAAACUGACAAUGCGUUCAUUUCAGAUCACAAAGCAAGCCAAAAGUUCAACACUGCGGUUGCUGCGAACGGGCCAAACUGCAUCACCCGAUUUGACAGUCAAGACGCAAGCAUCAUGGGUCAACUUCAAAGUGAUUUGUGUGGUGCUACGCGAAUCUACAAGGUAACCUUAGUCGGCGACUCUGGUACUGGAAAGUCAAGUAUCUUGCGCCGGUUGAUCGGGAGUUCGUACAUAUCGACCUUACCAUCCACUAUCGGAGCCGAUUUUGGCACAAAAAUAAUAAACUGCGACGGUUCGCGUGUUAUUAUGCAGGUGUGGGAUACCGCUGGUCAGGAAAGAUUUCGGAGUCUCACUAAGCCGUACUUCCGUUGUGCUGAUGCCGCUGCGGUGGUCUUUGAUGGAGUCAGUAAAUCAGGCCUUUCGAGCUUGCGCGAAUGGGUGCACAUGGUGCGUCAGAACACGGAUCCAUCAAUCACUCUGCUGCUACUGUGGAACAAAUGUGACCUGAUAAUCAACGGGGAUGCGCAGUUGUGUAAGCUUAGAGAGGACUUUGAAAAAUUCACUCAGAAUUCAAAUGCACUCGGAUUUGAAGUGAGUGCCAAAACCGGCGUCAAUCUGGAGCACGCAUUUUCCGAACUCGCAAAAGCCCUGACUAGUCUGGAAGACUCUCGCUUUCAAAGUACCAUACAACCAAAAGAAAAAGACACUUUCAACCGCGGUGGAUGCUGCAUCUAA
This is a messenger RNA of Dicrocoelium dendriticum, 2019 nucleotides long. Lineage: Eukaryota; Metazoa; Platyhelminthes; Trematoda; Plagiorchiida; Dicrocoeliidae. The record is from the annotation of a GenBank genome assembly.